Messenger RNA from Thyridium curvatum, 3219 nucleotides. RefSeq lists its product as uncharacterized. Gene Ontology annotation, biological process: ubiquitin-dependent protein catabolic process. The record is from RefSeq and is a predicted model, not a curated record. The transcript has a single exon. Gene Ontology annotation, molecular function: ubiquitin protein ligase binding. Gene Ontology annotation, cellular component: anaphase-promoting complex. Lineage: Eukaryota; Fungi; Ascomycota; Sordariomycetes; Thyridiales; Thyridiaceae. The coding region runs from base 1 to 3219 and encodes 1072 amino acids.
AUGUCCGCAGCAGUCGCGCCUUCCAGGUGGAAGAACCAGCGGCGGAGGGUCUUCCACUCGGUCUUCCAGACCGACUUUACCCAGCCCACGCCCUACUCCACACCCUCAGCCAGGUUCCCGGACUUCGGCCAGGCCUUCGGCGGCCCUCACGCCGGCCAGAGCCCGUUUGGCCACCCGCACGCUCCUGGUGAUCUGCCCGGCACGCCGCUACAGCGCCCGGGAUUUGGCCUCGGCGGGCCCUUCUCGAGCCCGGAUGCUCUCAGGUCGCCGUCAUCGACACAUCCCCAUACCGGGGCCUCGGAGAUCUGGUCACCGUCCCAGCCGGACCGGCCUCUCCAAUCCGAGGGCUUGGCGGACGACCAGGUGCGGUACGACCGUGCGUGGCAUAUCGUGACCACCCGCAUCUCCCUUCCCUCCUCCGUGGCCGCCGAGGACUCGUUCGGGACUCUAGCGCCCGAGUCGCAGUAUCAGUCCCAGGGCGCCGGGGCGGAAGCGGACUUCCAAGCUGCCUUGCGGCUCGUCCUCCACGCCAAGACGGCCCUGCCGCGGGCCAGACACACCGAGGACCUCCUCGGCUGGCACAUGCAGCAGGUCCGCCGGCACUUUGUGCAGCAUGUCCUCCCGAUGCUCUCGGCGUGUGCCGGGGCCCAAGCCGGUGCCACCGAUUCCACGACGGAUGCGAGUCUCCAGGGAGACGUCCGGUUCUACGACAAACACUUGGCCAUCGUCAUGAGCAGCAUCCGCACACUCGAAGCGGCCCUGCGACUUUACUUCUACGGACUCUCGCUGAUCCUUCGCGGCCUGCCACCCGGACAAGACUUGGCCGUUGCUACCGAGACGGAUGCCUCUCAGGCCGCUGCGGAUGCGGUGGCGACGAGUUUCAGGAGGGACAUACACGCACUCAUAGGAAAUUCAACAUCUGCCGCCUUGAUGCAUUCCAUCCGCGUCGUGUUCCAGCAUCUCAUGAGCGCGAUCUUGGGCCUGUGCGAUGCAGACGGCAACAGGCCUGCUUCAGUUGGGAAGAGGACACAAGAAAAGUCUCGCCCAGCGCCCCCUGACGAGAGAGACUCAAAGAUCCAAGCCCUGCGGCGGCGGCUUCACGAGCUGGUCGAGGCGUUGGCCGAGGUCGGGCUAGCUGGCGAACGUUUUGAGAUCCUCUUCGCCGAGAUGAUGGACGCUCUGAUGUCGGAUUUCGUGACUCUAUCAUAUUCGGGCUUGUGGAUCUCUGUUCAGGGCCGCGAGGAGGGCCAGAACGCAUUCAUGAGGAAGACCAGGAGCGCGACGGCGAGCGCCGGCAGCGGUCUGCCCUCGCCGUGCAUCGCUAGCCUGUGCGACUGGAUCGAGAACCACUACGCGAGACUGGCCCUCGAGGUCAUGGGUCGCAUCAGCAAGGGCAGACACGAGGCCGUCUCGUUGUCCCACGUCAAGCAGUGGAAGGAGAUCGGCGUCGGGCGGCUGGCGUCGCUCCGCAUCUCUGAGCUGUUCGACAUUGUCAUGCAGUGGCCGGCGAGCAAAGGUGCUCUAGACGACCUGAGGGCCAGUGUGACGACGCCGCAGAGGAGAUUGCAGCUGACCAACACCCUAUCCGCGACGUUGCAGAGGAAGUUGUUACAUCCUGCUCGCUCGACGCUGGAGAUCCUACAGGUGUACAUUUCGAUGAUCCGGACGCUCCAUGCGCUGGACAAUUCCAAAGUCCUUCUGGGCAGGGUGGCCACCUCGCUCCAGCUCUACCUCUGCCAGAGGGAAGAUGCCGUGCGCAUUGUCGUGACCGGCCUGCUUGCCGAUCCCGAGGAGACCAAAGAGAAGAAACAGACGGCGGAGGACCAGGGCGACUCCUCCCAAGAGAAGAAGCCCGACACACUGGUCGAGCUCGCUGUGAUACUCAACGACCCGUCACAACAGCGCCGCCAGACGGUCGAGGACGAGGAGCUUGACUGGAACGACAUGACGUGGGUGCCGGACCCGGUCGACGCGGGCGUCAACUACAAGCGGCCCAAGUCGGAGGACGUCAUCGGCACGCUCAUCAGCGCCCUCGGGAGCCAGGACGUGUUCAUCAAGGAGUUCCAGAGCAUCGUCGCGGAGCGGCUGCUCGCCGCCAAGGGCGACAUAUCGCAGGAGAUCAAGGUGCUCAACCUGCUCAAGAAGCGCUUCGGCGAGGGCGCGCUGCAGCACUGCGAGGUCAUGAUCAGGGACAUACAGGAAGGGCUGCGCGUCGACACCGUCAUCAACAGGGUGCAGAAGCUGCAGCGGCGCGGCCUCGCCACGCCGGGGACGCCCGCCAUGGCCGGCACGCCACAGGGUGGCGGCGGGCCCGUCACGCCUCAGGGACCGCCGGGUACGCCCCUCCCGGCUGUCCUGCCGCGGGGCGGUGCCCAGCCGGAGGACAACGGUGGCGGCGGAGGCGGCGGGAUGGAGUACCACUCGCGCAUCCUGUCGCGGCUGUACUGGCCCAACCUCGUCAAGGACACUUUCCUGCUGCCGAACGAGGUCGUGGAGCGGCAGCGGCAGUACGAGGCCGGCUUCGAGCACAUGAAGGGCGGGCGCCGGCUCAACUGGCUCAACUACCUCGGGCGCGCGUCGGUCGAGCUCGAGCUCGAGGACCGCACCGUGGCGGCGGACUGCAAGAUCUACGAGGCGACCGUCAUCUACGCGUUCCAGAACGAGGACGAGGACGGCGGAGAAGGAGGGGAUAAUGAUGAUGAUGCGACACGCGGCCCGGUGACCAGGUCGGUCGAGGACCUGUACAUGCUGCUGCAGAUGGACGACGACCUCGUCGCCGCGGCGCUCGAGUUCUGGGCCGGCUUGGGCGUGCUGCGCCGCGUGGAGGGGACGACGUACGCUGUGGUCGAGCGCCUGGGCGAGGCGGGCGAGGCGAGCGCCGCCGCCGCGGGUCCGGAGGGUGCCGACGAGGACGAGGACGAGGAGGCGGCAGCGGGACCCGCGUCGCCGCACAAGUCGGCGGGCCAGGCGGGCAGCUCCGCGGCGGCGGCGGACGCGCGGGACAAGGCGCGGCGGGAGCUGUACUGGAACUUCAUCCGGGGGAUGCUGACCAACGCGGCGAGCUCGAUGCCGCUGGCGCAGAUGGCCAUGAUGAUGAAGAUGAUGAUCGCCGAGGGGUUCGCCUGGGGCAACGAGGAGCUGCAGGAGUUCCUCGGGGAGAAGGUCCGGGAGGGGGAGCUCGAGGUCGUGGGGGGGAAGUAUAGGCUUGUCAAGAAGUGA